This is a messenger RNA of Tarenaya hassleriana, 2722 nucleotides long. RefSeq names its product ethylene receptor 2. Gene Ontology annotation, molecular function: protein binding; ethylene receptor activity; ethylene binding. Lineage: Eukaryota; Viridiplantae; Streptophyta; Magnoliopsida; Brassicales; Cleomaceae. Bases 374 to 2689 code for a protein of 771 amino acids. The transcript has 3 exons. The record is from RefSeq and is a predicted model, not a curated record. Gene Ontology annotation, cellular component: endoplasmic reticulum membrane; endoplasmic reticulum. Gene Ontology annotation, biological process: response to ethylene; phosphorelay signal transduction system.
UCUUUUCCUUCCGCCGGAAAACUGGGUUUUUCGUAGAUUCAGAUCUCUCGCUGUCCUUUUGUUUGUUUUGGUCACCUGGAUUUGUCCGCGCCGCUGUUUUGUUUCCCCUCUCUCUCUCUCUUCCUCGAUCCGUUGUACGGUCGGAUCGGAUAAUGCGGCGAGAACGAUAAGAUGCUCGUGCUUCUCGGCGGACGAAUCUCGCCGGCGAACAAGAUCUGGGAGCUGGGUUCGAUCAGAAAUCUUGUUUUCAGAGCAUGGUCACGACUCAUAAAGAACACAAUCUGAUGACUUUCAUGUCCCACCAAGUGUAACCAUCAAAUGGAUUGAACGGAACAGAACAGAACAUCCUCGUUGGCCAUUGAAGAAGAAAACGAUGUCAAGACAAGCCUCUUCUGUUCUGUUCUUGUUCUUGGUGACGUCAUCUCUGCUUCUUCUCGUCUCUCCGGUCGCCGGAAACGGCUUUCAGCGGUGCAACUGCGACGACGAAGGGAGUUUCUGGAGCAUAGAAAACAUCCUCGAGACUCAGAGAGUGAGCGAUUUCUUGAUCGCCGUCGCUUACUUCUCGAUCCCGAUCGAGUUGCUCUACUUCGUCAGCUGCUCCAACGUUCCGUUCAAAUGGGUCUUGUUCGAGUUCAUCGCCUUCAUCGUCCUCUGCGGUCUGACACAUCUCCUCCAUGGCUGGACCUAUGGUCCGCACACGUUCCGUCUCAUGCUGGCUCUGACCGUCUUCAAGAUCUUGACGGCUCUUGUUUCUUGCGCCACGGCCAUCACCCUCAUCACUCUCAUCCCUAUGCUCCUCAAGGUGAAAGUGAGAGAGUUCAUGCUCAAGAAGAAGGCUCGUGAGCUCGGUCGCGAGGUCGGGAUCAUAAUGAAGCAGAAAGAGACGAGCUUGCACGUUCGUAUGCUCACUCAAGAGAUCCGUAAGUCACUGGACAGGCACACGAUCCUCUACACGACUCUGGUCGAGCUCUCGAAGACGUUGGGGCUGCAGAAUUGCGCGGUCUGGAUGCCGAACGAUGUGAAAACCGAGAUGAAUCUGACUCACGAGCUGAAAGGGAGGGGUAGUUAUUCAGAUGGGUAUGGCUGUUCGGUUUCUAUAAACGAUCCGGACGUGAGGAGUAUCAAAGAAAGCGAGGAGGUGAAUAUACUGAGUUCGGAUUCGUUGCUCGCUAGAGCGAGCAGCGGAGAGAGUGGCGAGAUCGGUCCCUUGGCUGCAAUAAGAAUGCCGAUGCUUCGAGUGUCCAAUUUCAAGGGCGGAACCCCCGAGUUGAUUCAGACAUGUUAUGCGAUACUUGUGUGUGUGUUGCCGAGCGGGCAACCUCGGGAUUGGACGAAUCAGGAGCUCGAGAUCGUUAAGGUUGUGGCUGAUCAGGUGGCGGUUGCUCUCUCUCACGCAGCGAUUCUCGAGGAAUCACAGCUGAUGAGGGAGAAGCUCGCUGAGCAGAACCGGGCGUUGCAGCUGGCGAGGCAGAACGCGAUGAGGGCAAACCACGCGAGGAAUGCCUUCCAGAAAGUGAUGAGCGACGGGAUGAGACGGCCAAUGCACUCGGUUCUCGGGUUAUUGUCGAUGCUGCAAGCCGAGAACUUGAGCGAAGAGCAGAAGAUGAUCGUUGACACGGCUAUGAAAACGGGGAAUGUCUUGUCAAACUUGGUGAAUGACGUGAUGGAUCUCUCGAGGAAAGCGCAGAGUGGGAGAUUCAAGACCGAGAUGAAACCGUUCAGUCUGCAUCGUAUGACAAGAGAAGCAGCUUGCUUGGCUAAAUGUUUAUGUCUUUACAACGGAUUAGGGUUCGUGAUCGAGGCCGAGAAAUCUCUCCCGGAUAACAUCAUCGGUGACGAAAGAAGGGUAUUUCAGGUGAUCUUCCACAUGGUCGGUAGCCUCCUUAAAUGUCGAAGAUACCGAGCAGGAGCAGCUUCAUCCUUGAUUUUUAGGGUUUUGUCCGAACGAGGAAGUGAUCAUAGAUGGGCUGCUUGGAAACAGCCGUCUUCAUCAGACGAAGAUGUGCACAUAAGAUUCGAUAUGAGAAUAGAGAAUAUUCCGAAUUCUCUAUCAGAUCUCUCAGUUUCAUCAUCAACACAUGAGCUCGAGGACUCGAGGUUCUCCAGUGAUAUCUUCGGACAGGAUCUAAGCUUCUGUAUCUGUCAGAAACUGGUUCAGAUGAUGCAAGGGAAUAUAUCGGUGGUUCCGAGCCACGAGGGCAGCAGCAUGUCGCUUCUCCUCCGGUUCCGCACCCGACCCUCGAUCUCGACGGUCGUAACGGAAACGGCUGAGGUGACGGCGCUUUCGAACUCGCAGUUCCGUGGGGUACAAGUCUUGCUAGCCGACACGGACGAUUCGAACCGGGCGGUGACUCGGAAGCUGCUGGAGAAACUGGGAUGCGUCGUGACGGCGGUGGGGUCGGGGUUCGAGUGCCUGACGGCGAUCGGGGUGGCGAACUCGGAGUUCCAGGUGGUGGUUCUUGAUCUGCAGAUGAGGGAGAUGGACGGCUACGAUGUGGCCACGAGGAUCAGGAAGUUCAGGAGCAGAUCGUGGCCGUUGAUCGUGGCGGUGACGGCUAAUUCCGACGAAGAUAUGUGGGAGAAGUGCAUGCAGGUCGGAAUCAAUGGCGUCGUGAGAAAGCCUGUGGUCUUGCGAGCCAUUUGGUUUGAGCUUCGGAGAGUUUUGUCUCAAGCCGACAAAGAUCUGUAAUGGUUUUUUGUUAAAGGUGAAAGAAAGAUACAG